This is a messenger RNA of Cylicostephanus goldi, 663 nucleotides long. The record is from the annotation of a GenBank genome assembly. NCBI's taxonomy places the organism in Eukaryota, Metazoa, Nematoda, Chromadorea, Rhabditida, Strongylidae.
AUGGUCAUAUACGACGAACAGUAUCUUUACAAUGCAGUCGUGGAGAACAAGACGUUAUUCGUGAAUUCGAAUGUCCCGGUCUCUCUAAUUGCCACCAAUAGUCUUACCGAAGGCCGUGGAGAAGACAAAUUUGUCGUUUUACCGAUCUGCCAACUGGGACGAGAGUACCAUAUUGUCGGAGAAGAAUCUUUCUACGAGGACUAUCAGUCAACAAAUAUCUUCACCAUAAUUGCUGUGGAAGACAAUACUACCGUAACAUUAGAAUUUUUCUUCCUUGAAUCAACGCUGAACCGAGGCCAGCAAUUGACCAUUAUUACUACAGAUUGGGCGAAUGCCGUUGUUGUUACAUCGAACAAAAAUGUGGCUGUGCUGUCAGGAUCGGUCUGCGGCUAUGGGAACACUUAUUCAAAUCAUCCAAGUCAAUGUAGCUACGAGGCACUCAUGUUGGCUCCAUCAUCAAACUGGGGGAAAGAAGCACCGUUCUACAAGUACCUACCAGAGGACUCGGGAGAGUUCAUGCUCUUUUUUGAGGAAGCAAACACUGAUGUCUACUUCGAUGAGCAGAAGCUUUCCCAUGGGCCAUUCGGUUCUAAUAGCUAUCUUACUUGUGCGAACAAGACUGGAGUGUACAUACGAGCCACUGGUCCAAUCUACGUCGUUGCU